Molecule: messenger RNA, 5025 nt
Organism: Sabethes cyaneus
Lineage: Eukaryota; Metazoa; Arthropoda; Insecta; Diptera; Culicidae
Gene: Hrb27C
Product: heterogeneous nuclear ribonucleoprotein 27C
Exons: 1
Coding region: 449-1648 (399 amino acids)
Molecular function (GO): RNA binding
Source: RefSeq, a predicted model, not a curated record
UCGUCAUAGCCUACCUACAUGUUAUUUAGAUUUCUAAGAAGUUUAAUCUUUUUUAGUUUUCUAAUUAGUAUUUAAGGCAUUAUUAAGGUUAAAGCAGAGAUUUAAGUAUAAUAAUUUUAAUAAUUGAAACGUAAAGAAGCAGAUACCGAUAAAAUAUAGACUGUAAGUAAGUUAGUUUUACAGUAAAAAGCAAAAAAUAUUCGGGGCAAGUGCGUUUUCAGUCGCGGAGGCUAAGAAGAAGCGAAGCACCAUUUUUUCGAGGAGAUUUUUCGCUCCGUAAAGUGAUUUUCUGGUGUGUGCGGUGAAAGAGGAAGAAAAAGCGAAAAUUGUACGAGAAUCGGCGCCGCGCGUGUAGCCAAAUCGAACGAAAAAUAGUAAGAAGACCAAAAGUGCGUGUUUCGUUGACUAAGAAGGGCCCCGUACGGAGUAAAAAGAAGUGUGCGAAUUCAUGAUGCAUCCGUCGAAGAAGAUGAAUGCGGCGGAACUGGAUGACCACGAGAAGGGUAAGCUGUUUGUCGGCGGUCUGUCGUGGGAAACGACCCAGGAAAAUUUGCAGCGCUACUUUGGCCGCUACGGCGAGGUUAUUGACUGUGUGGUCAUGAAGAACAACGAAACGGGCCGUUCCCGCGGGUUCGGGUUUGUAACGUUUGCCGACCCGGACAAUGUCGAGCGUGCUCUGGAGAACGGCCCACACACACUGGACGGCCGUACCAUCGAUCCGAAACCGUGCAAUCCUAGGUCACUGCACAAGCCCAAGCGUACCGGUGGCUACCCGAAGGUCUUUCUCGGUGGUCUCCCCCCGAAUAUAACGGAAACGGAUCUGCGCAGUUUCUUCUGCCGCUAUGGGAACGUGAUGGAGGUGGUCAUUAUGUACGAUCAGGAGAAGAAGAAAAGCCGCGGAUUUGGGUUCUUGUCGUUUGAAAACGAAGCGGCAGUCGAGCGAGCAACGGCGGAACAUUUUGUAAACAUCAGCGGCAAACAGGUAGAAAUCAAGAAGGCAGAACCUCGUGACGGCAGUGGUAAUAACAACAGUAUGAAUGCCGACUCCUAUCAGUGGGGCUCCCCGCAAGCACCCCCGAUGGGCAAUGGUCAAAUGGGUGGCCCACCAAUCAACAUGCAGUCGAAUAUGAUGCAGGGCUAUCAAGGCUGGGGUGCUUCACAGCCACAGCAAGGAUACGGCGGUUACGGAGCCUCUGCCGGAGCGGCCAAUGCCUACCAGGGCUGGGGUGCUCCUCCACCGCAACAGUGGGGCAAUUACAACGCUACGCCCCAGCAGACUCAAGGUUACGGAGGAUAUGACAUGUAUAACAGCUCCGGCGCUGGCAGUGCCGGUGGUUACGGUUCCGGUAACUGGAACUCCUGGAAUAUGCCGCCGAACACUGGUUCUACCGGUUCUGCCGACAUGUAUUCUCGGCCUCAGUCCGGUCCAACGGCUGGCCCUGCUGGAUCGGCCGGCCCGACGGCGGGUGGCCCUUCGAAGCCCGGUUCCGAGUACGGUGGUGGUUCGGCGUACGGUUCCGGUGCUGCCGGCGGUUAUGGCGGCUACUAUCAAAAUGAGCAGAACACGGCCGCUGCCUACAACCGACCGCGAUCGGCUUACGGCGGUGCAAAUGAUGCUACGUCGCAGCCUCCUUAUCCAGCAUUUUGAGAAAUGACGACGAGCAGGAUGCAACCGACGCCACUGCAGCAGCAGCAGCAGCAGCAGCAACAGCAACCUCAGCAACCGAUGCAUUUUGCCCAGCAACAGCAGCAGCAGCAGCAACAACAACAACCAGGGCAAUCAGCGGCAGCAGCAGCGGCGGCGGCGGCGGUCGCAGCCUCCUUCGAUCGAAGUUUGAUUGGAACGAAAUCAUAAGAUGAAGAAGAUUAUUUCUUAUUUUUUUAAACUUGAAAAAUUAUACAUAUAUUCUAUCGCAAGAAGAAGAAGAAGCAGAAGGGGAAACAAUUAUACAUAUAUUCUUAAACAGAGGAGAAACUACACAGAGAAGUUUAAUAUAAAAAAAAGCAAAACACACAAUUGGAAAAUGGCAAGUAAAAAUAUACAAACGUAAGCAUAAAUAAAAAAAUACACAUCUAAUAUAACUUUAUUGACUAGGCUUAGGUGCGAUGAAGCAGAUGAAAAGAAAACCGAAAACGAAGGGAAGAAAUAAGAAGAAAUUGUUCAAUCUACUGAUUAGAAAUUGAAUAAAAAUCAGAGAAAACCUGUUCAAAAUAAGCGUAUAAAUCUGUUUCUGAGUUAGUUAGCUGCAGCGAAAAUGAAAACAUUUAAAGCAAAAUAAACCACAUACACACAAAAACCAACUCUAUUAGCAUUAAAAAAUGGAUUAAGAUACACGUAAAUCAUUUACGAACACACACACAUACAUACACACACACCCACACUUGAGCCGUAAAUUUAACUCGACCGUAUUUUAGAUGAAGGUUUUCGGGUGAUAUUUUUUCUGACAAUGCGGAGGGCAACUUUGCUAAACUGUGGUGGAUCGUCUUCUGCGGAACCGAGCAAGUGUUGUUUCCCCUCUCUCUCUCAGAACAGAAUCGGUUAGUUAUUCGCAAAAUAUUCUUAACCGUUAGUCCCUCGUUAUUAGAAACCACACUGAGAAAACGCAUAAAAAUGAUGGCAAAAAAAUGGUAAAAAAAGUCACUGAGGAAAAAAAUUCACAGGAAAAUUUAUUUCUUUUUCUACACCAAUAUAAUAAGAAGAUUGAAAAAAAAAAAUUCAUGAAAUGAUGGUAUUUUAAUUUCCUCCUGUAUUUUCGUUUAAUCCCCGGAAUCAAACUAUCGAACAGAGCAUGGUGUAAGAAGAGGAGAAAACAAAAGCAACCGCAAAAAAAACAGCAAAAUCCCCUUUUAAUAAACACAACACUUUUUGUCUAUAACGGAACGAUAAGGAUAUACAUUACUAUACUUAAUCAGGUACCCAUAAUAAUAACAAAAAAGAGAAUGAGUUUAGUAAAGAUGGUGGCGAAAGUCCAGUAGCCCGAUCAGCUAAGAAGGCCGUGACGCGAUGCGCAGUCAGCCGGUCUUCAUUUUCUUCUUUCUGCUAAGUAGGCGUGUUAAGAGCAACAACUGCAACAGCGAUUGAUUUAAUUGAUUUUUGUUCAUGUGAUUUUCAGUUCGUACGUUCGUUCGUUCGUUCGUUCGUUUUUUUUGGGUUAAGCUUACUUCCUAAGUAAAACAAAUAUAAGCAAAGUAAACAAUGAUAAAGAGACUCAGAGCCUGAAAGCUUGUAUUUUUUUUUGUAUAAUUACCUGUACUUUUUAAGUUUGUCGUCGUUUUUUCGUCGUUAAGGAUCUAAUCUUUAAAUCGGGAUAGAAGCAAAAAGUAUAAGGACAAAAACCGAAACCCCAAAGCCUACUACUGUGCGUGCGCGUUCGUUUUUUAUUAAAGUUGUAAACUACUCUUAGAGGUAUUUUUUAAAACUGAGUAUAAUAUGGUGAAGUUGAUCACAGUAAAAACAUCCCCAUCUCUUUGAUAAGUGAAAUAAGGCAAGGCAUAAAGCAAACUAGUAACUACUCCUGUAAUCUUAGAUGAGCAAGUAAAGAAUGCUAAAAUAAAGUAACGUUUUUUUUCGAAACGGUAUUGAUAAACGAACGGAAGACCUCCUUUUGAUCAGUCGUGUUUAAGCUUAACUUUAGAGAAAGAGAGAAAACAAAAGAAGGGAAAAUGAGAAAAUGAUUUGUUUUUUUUAAACUAACGAUAAACCUAAAUGAUGAGAAUACAUAGGCAAGCAACAAUCUAAUGAAAAAAAGAAAACACAAGAUGAAAAAAGUCUAGCAAAUAAUUAUUAUGGGUAAGUUUGAUACAACAUAAGCAGAAAACAAACCAACAAAUUAGAGAAGCGAAAGUCGUUUUCUUUCAGUUUCGUAAGGACAAAGUUAAACUACAAGUUUAAAGUGUAACUUCUAAUGAUAACGUUUCACCUGAUUAAAAUAAUUCACUCGCAGAUAUAAGAAGACACUGAAUUAAAAAACAAAAAAAACAAAUGAGUAAGCAAAGCUGCAGCCGGCAUAAGUUGAAUAAGUUCUCCUGCGUUGUUUGGUUUUCUGAGAGCGACGCGCUCCGCAAACAUAGAUGAUGGAAAAGCUAGAAAAAGAAAUAAGUUACGACUCUAAUCGAAAUCCUAUAUUCAAAACCAAUAGAGUGACAUAAAAUAGCACAGAGAAAAAAAAACAGAGUAAAGAAGCAAAGUAAGCCGUGAAAAAAACAGCAAACAAACAGCAACGGGCAACACGUGUCACGAGCGAAACAAGAGCAAGCAAAGCCUCCUUUUGUGUGUUUUUAUCCACUUGAAUAUCAAAAACAAAACUAAAAAAAAUUCUUCGUCGCGACUUGUACAAAGAGAAAAAAACGCGCUCGUAAGCCCCAACUAAACUAGUAGGCGGCUGCGAACCACCUUGGAAUUAAGCUUUCGUUUUUUUUUGCUAUAGGAUUAUCCUUCGUUUUUCUUUUUUGUUCCUUUUAUUUCCUAAAAAAUCAUUUCCUUGCGUCUCUGGUUACGUUUAGUACGUCAGUAACAUUAAUCACACAUUGAACCAUAGCAUUGAACCGAAUGCAGCAGCAGCAGCACAGUGAACACAGAAGUAACUCAGAACCUAAUUGAUAAAAAAAUACAAGCUAAUGAUAAUCUUAAAUAGUAAUCGUCGUGGUUCACUACAUAAGCGCGUUUUCAUCCCCAUCCGGUCCCGUGGUCCGGUCGGUGGUGUGUGGGCAAUUUAAUUCUUAAUUGCAUUCUUUUUAAAAACUCUGGGGCUACUUUCUUCAUGUUUGAACAUCUACUCUCACCCCCCCCCCCUCCUGUAUUAAAUCGCGAUAACACACUGUUCAAUGACUAUCAACUUUUUUUUGCUUAAUUUUAUUUUUUGUUUUUCAUUAUUUGUCAUCUUAAAAUAAAUAAACAAAAAAAUUUAUAUAUAUUUUUCUAGUAUAGUAAAAGUGGUGAAGAUAAUCUAAUUAUUAUUUUUUUCCGUGAAGAUAAUUAUUCUGAUUCUUUUAUUCCUGUUCAAUUCGAAGUAAAAGAAGAUCAAA